This is a messenger RNA of Effrenium voratum, 269 nucleotides long. The record is from the annotation of a GenBank genome assembly. Lineage: Eukaryota; Dinophyceae; Suessiales; Symbiodiniaceae.
GAAUCGGCCGCACUGGGCAUCACUUCUGGAACAAGAAGGAGUACUUUGUAGGUUUCAUGCUCGAGACGGUGGACGUGCCGCUGGAGGCCAUCCACGGCGCUUACGAAGAGGCCACCAGGGAGCCGAUCGGCGUCGGCCAGGCGAUCUUGGUGGACAGGUGCACCGAAAGGCGCGCGAAGGACAUCAUCGAAGCGCUCCAAGAGUAUGGCUUUGCCUGCAUGGCAGAGGAGAUACCCGACGAGGAGCUGGUGGACGCCGCCAAGCACUGA